ACACACUCAAAUCUCUCUCUCUCUCUCUCUCCCCCCCCCCCCUCCCUCUCUCUCCCAACUCUAACCCAUGGCUUCCGAUUCUUCCCCGGCCAACAAUCACGACGGUCCAUCAUCCCCCGAUGACGACUCCAUGUCCAGUCCAAUCGGCAACACAUUCUCCUCCCCCGGAAACCCCCGCCGCCGCGGCCGCCGCUCCUCCGUCGCCACUCCCCCCUCUCGCCGCAGCUCCCGCUUCGCUACCCCCGAACCAACCCCCACUCCAGUUACUCGCACUAAUCGCCGCAGACGCCGCAGCCCCGACCCCGUUACCACCCCAAUCGCCGCCACUCCUUCCUCAGCCGACGAAGCGCCGCCCUCUUCCGAUGGCGGCGAGUUUGGGCACCCCGAUGAGGCCCCGCCGAUGUUUGUUUGGGGGACUAAUAUUAGUGUUCAGGAUGUCAAUGCUGCUAUUUUGCGAUUUCUUCGGAAUUUUCGAGGCAGGGAUGAUGCUAGUGUUGAGGGGAAGUAUAUGAUGGCCAUUCAUCAUGUGAUUGAAAUUCAAGGGGAUUCGCUUGAGGUCGAUGCCCACCAUGUGUUUGAUUAUGAUAAUGAUUUGUAUAACAAGAUGGUUAGGUAUCCUUUGGAGGUUCUUGCCAUUUUUGAUAUUGUGUUGAUGGAUAUGGUUAGUCGGAUUAAUCCGUUGUUCGAGAAGCAUAUUCAAGCUCGGAUUUUUAAUCUCAAGACGUCGACUACAAUGAGGAAUUUGAACCCUUCUGAUAUUGAGAAGAUGGUGUCAUUGAAAGGAAUGAUAAUUCGGUGUAGUUCGAUAAUACCUGAAAUCAGGGAAGCCAUGUUCAGAUGUCUUGUGUGUGGAUAUUUCUCUGAACCCAUUGUUGUGGAUAGAGGAAGAAUUAGUGAACCAACAACGUGCGGGAAGCAAGAAUGUCUUGCAAAGAACUCCAUGACAUUGGUGCACAAUAGAUGCAGGUUCGCUGACAAACAAGUUGUGAGACUACAGGAGACACCAGAUGAGAUUCCUGAUGGAGGAACGCCCCACACAGUCAGCUUGUUGAUGCAUGACAAAUUGGUGGAUGCCGGCAAACCAGGUGACAGGGUUGAGGUUACAGGGAUCUACAGGGCUAUGACUGUCCGAAUUGGGUCAUCACAAAGGACAGUAAAAUCUUUAUUCAAGACUUACAUUGAUUGUCUUCAUCUAAAGAAGACUGACAAGUCAAGAAUGAAUGCAGAGGACCCAAUGGAAGUUGAAAACGGAGCUAGUACCAAUGACGAAGAUAUUACUCAUGAUUAUGAAGACAAGGUUGAGAAAUUGAAAGAGCUAUCAAGAAAGCCUGAUAUAUACGAGAGGUUAACUAAGUCUUUGGCACCAAAUAUAUGGGAGCUUGAUGAUGUGAAGAAGGGACUCCUUUGUCAGCUUUUUGGUGGGAGUGCAUUGACAUUGCAAUCUGGGGCUAGCUUUCGAGGAGAUAUCAAUAUCCUUCUUGUUGGCGAUCCUGGAACCAGUAAGUCACAGCUUCUCACUUACAUACAUAAGCUAUCCCCUCGUGGAAUUUAUACAAGUGGACGAGGGAGCUCUGCUGUUGGAUUGACUGCCUAUGUAGCCAAAGAUCCCGAGUCUGGUGAAACUGUUCUAGAGAGUGGAGCCUUAGUUUUAAGUGAUAAAGGCAUUUGCUGUAUUGAUGAAUUUGACAAGAUGUCAGAAAAUGCAAGGAGCAUGUUACAUGAGGUGAUGGAACAACAAACAGUGUCAAUAGCGAAGGCGGGGAUCAUUGCUUCCCUCAAUGCAAGAACUUCAGUAUUAGCCUGUGCAAAUCCAAGUGGCUCGAGAUAUAAUCCUCGCUUAUCUGUCAUUGACAAUAUACACCUUCCUCCUACAUUGUUGUCCAGGUUUGAUUUGAUAUAUCUAAUUCUGGACAAGGCUGAUGAGCAAACUGACAGGCGACUUGCUAAGCACAUUGUUGGGUUACACUUUGAAGAUACUGAGAACUCAGAGCAGGAUGUCAUCGACCUUCCAACGCUAACAGCUUAUGUGAGCUAUGCCCGGAAAAACAUACAUCCAGAAUUGUCAGAUGAAGCUGCUGAAGAGUUGACACGAGGCUAUGUUGAGAUGAGAAGAAGAGGAAAUUUCCCAGGCAGUAGCAAAAAGGUUAUAACAGCAACACCUAGACAAAUUGAAAGUUUGAUACGGCUCAGUGAGGCCCUGGCUCGGAUUCGUUUCUCCGAAUUGGUUGAGAAAAAAGAUGUAGUGGAGGCUUUUCGGCUUCUUGAAGUUGCUAUGCAGCAGUCUGCCACAGACCACGCUACAGGGACCAUCGAUAUGGAUCUCAUCACGACUGGGGUUUCUGCAAGCGAAAGGAUGAGAAGGGAGAGUUUGGUAUCACUUACACGCAGCAUUAUAAUGGAGAAAAUGCAAAUAGGAGGACCCUCCAUUCGCCCGUUGGAGUUAUUGGAAGAAUUGAAGAAACAAAGUUCAGGUGCUGAAUACCAUCUUAGUGAUCUACGGAACGCUCUUUCUACUCUUGCAAGCGAGGGAUUUGUUGUGAUUCAUGGUGACAGUGUAAAGAGAGUAUGAAACCAGCAAGAAGGUGCAAGGACAGGUGUAACCUUCGGUACAACCAAAGGAGUCUAAUCACAGCUUUCAUAACUUGGAAACUUUCCUCAUCGUCUGUUCUUUGGUUGGUAAACAUAUGUGUAGUUGAAAGGCAUUAUUAUUGUGAUUGAGUUUGAUUUAUCCUUAUAGUGUAGGAGUAUCAUAUGAAGACUUGUAUUAAAGAUUGGAAGUUGUAAUCUACUUUACAUUAGUGCAUUCGGUGAUUCAACUUUGAAAAA
Daucus carota subsp. sativus is the source of this 2826-nucleotide messenger RNA. RefSeq names its product DNA replication licensing factor MCM4. Gene Ontology annotation, molecular function: single-stranded DNA binding; single-stranded DNA helicase activity; ATP binding. NCBI's taxonomy places the organism in Eukaryota, Viridiplantae, Streptophyta, Magnoliopsida, Apiales, Apiaceae. The record is from RefSeq and is a predicted model, not a curated record. Gene Ontology annotation, cellular component: nucleus; MCM complex. The transcript has 18 exons. Bases 68 to 2569 code for a protein of 833 amino acids. Gene Ontology annotation, biological process: double-strand break repair via break-induced replication; DNA replication; DNA strand elongation involved in DNA replication.